AUGCGUAAGUUCGUCAGGUGGUUCUACACUUCAAAUGCAACAAAAAAGGCUUAUCCUGAUUGGUCAUGGCACGAAAGUGCGGCUUACGCGAGAGAGGAUGAUUGCGAAGGGAUAAUAUCCGUUUAUCGUAUGAGAUUAGACCAAUGCCAGCAUUUUUGGGUCCUUGACUCGGGCGUUUACGAUUUCACCUAUUAUCGAGCUGUUUGUCCCCCGAAAAUUUUAAUCUUCGAUACAAGGACAGACCGUCUUGUUAGACGUGUCACUUUGCCAAAGGACGUAAUCGACGCCCAUUCCCUUUUCACCAACAUAGUGCUCCUUACUAACCCAACGGACCAAAACUGCCUAGACAACACAGUCGCCUUUUUAUCCGACACCUACGCCCCAGGUAUAGUCACAUAUGACGCUCGGACGUCCAGAUUUUCCAGGUCUACACAUCCUUCGAUGUACCCAGACCCAAAUGCUGAAUUUUUUUCCAUAAUGGGAGAGUCUUUUCGCCUGUCGGACGGCGUCAUUGGAAUGGCAGUUGACAGUAAAGCGGGAGAACUUUAUUUUCAACCACUCUCAUCCUUCUUCAUAUUUAAAGUUAAAGUUGAAGAUUUGUUGAAUGGAAAUAAUGGAAAUGAUCUGCCUGUCACUAUAGUAGCUAAUAAAUAUUCGCAGUCUGCGGGGCUGGAUUUCGGCCCACUAGAGUCAGGACGGGAAGUACUUGUUUACAGUGAAGUUUCGGAAAACAACAUCGUAUUUUUGGAUCCGCUCACGUCGGAGAAAAGGGUUGUUGCUGUCUCAGCUGAAAAACUUCAAUUCGUCAGUGACAUCAAAAUUACAAACGGGGAAUUAUGGUUGGCCAGUAACAGAUUGCAGAAGUUCUACCAUUCAAGUAUAAACUCUUCGGAUACUAAUUUAAGAAUCAUGAAAUUCGUCUCUUCCCAAUUAUAA
Molecule: messenger RNA, 936 nt
Organism: Cimex lectularius (bed bug)
Lineage: Eukaryota; Metazoa; Arthropoda; Insecta; Hemiptera; Cimicidae
Product: major royal jelly protein 1-like
Exons: 4
Coding region: 1-936 (311 amino acids)
Cellular component (GO): extracellular region
Source: RefSeq, a predicted model, not a curated record